AAACCAGACACGAAAUGAAGAGAGCGCACCGUGAAUUACAAUAACCGCGGGAUGCUUCUAUAUAACAUCAUGUGAUAUAGAAGCGGAAAUAAGAUGUGAAAAUGAAAGUAAAAAGUACAGGAGGCAGGAGACAUUUUAUUUCAUCCGAACAGGAAGAAACGCCAUUAUCGAAUGAGACACUUUUACUGAAAAUGGUAGUUAAAACCGAAGACAGAAAGUUGAAUCUUGUACUGGUUGGGAGGACUGGAGGUGGGAAGAGUGCAGCAGGAAACACCAUCCUGGGUGAAAAAGUGUUUAAAUCUAAGUUCUCUGGCUGCUCUGUGACGCAGGACUGUGAGAAGAAAGAGGGGAAUGCCUCUGGGAGGCCCGUGGCUGUGAUCGACACUCCCGGCUUGUUUGACACAAAGCUGUCUGCUGAUGCAGUUAAACAGGAGAUUAUGAAAUGUCUCCCCCUGUCUGCCCCGGGACCCCGCGCGUUCCUCCUGGUGAUACAGCUGGGACGAAUGACCGAGGAGGUGAAGGAAACGGUGGAACAAUUGCAGGAGAUGUUUGGUGAGGAAGCUGAGAAGCACACGCUCCUCCUUUUCACCCAUGGGGAUGAACUGGAAGACCAGACGAUUGAAGAGUUCAUAGAAGACACUGAUGAGGACUUCCAGCAGCUUGUUGAGAAGUUUGAAAACAGAUACCACGUCUUCAACAAUAAGAACAUGAGCGAUCGCACUCAGGUCACCGAGCUACUGGAGAAAAUAGACAGGAUGGUGACAGCAAGCAAGAAUAUUCAAAUCAAAGGAUGGGACAGGAUGGCGAAAGAGGAGGAGCCGACAGAAAAGAAACAGAACAAAUUGGAAAAGAGAAUUGAAGAGGCAAAACCAAAAUUAAAAGAAGGAGAGUUGAAACAGAAAGAAAAGGAGCCGAGUGAACAGAUGGAGAGAGAGCUGGAGGAAGAGAGGAAAAUAAUGGGGGAAGAGUUAAAGAGAGAGCGUGAGGCAAUGGAGAAGAAACAGCAAGAGGAGCAACAAAAGAUGGAGGAAGAGAUGAAACAGAGAGAAAAGGAGCUGGAGGAAAAGAGGACAAGAAUGGAGGAAGAGUUAAAGAGAGAGCGUGAGGCAAUGAAGAAACAGCAAGAGGAGCAACAAAAAAGAGAGGAAGAGAUGAAACAGAGAGAAAAGGAGCUGGAGGAAAAGAUUAAGAGAGAGCUGGAGGAAGAGAGGGAAAUAAUGGAGGAAGAGUUAAAGAGAGAGCGUGAGGUAAUGGAGAAGAAACAGCAAGAGGAGCAACAAAAGAUGGAGGAAGAGAUGAAACAGAGAGAAAAGGAGCUGGAGGAAGAGAGGAAGAGAAUGGAGGAAGAGUUAAAGAGAGAGCGUGAGGCAAUGAAGAAACAGCAAGAGGAGCAACAAAAGAUGGAGGAAGAGAUGAAACAGAGAGAAAAGGAGCCGGAGGAAGAGAUGAAACAGAGAGAAAAGGAGCCGGAGGAAAAGAGUAAUGAUAUCAUAAUGACAGAUGCACCGGUCAUAGCAGGAGGAGCAAUGUUAGGGCUGGUGUUAGGGGUAGGGAUAGGAGCUGUAGCAGUGGGGGGAGCACCUGCAGUGGCAGUUGGAGCUGUAGUAGGAGUGAUCGCAGGGGGAGCAGCAGCCUUAGCGGGGGUAGUGGAGGGACCGGGUGUAGGGGCCGGGGUGGGCAUGGCAGUAGGAGGGGCUGCAGCAGUAAUAGUAGCAGGGCCAGUUCUAGGGGUGGCAGCGGCAGCAGCAGCAGCAGCAGGGGGGGCAGCAGGGGGGGCAGUAAUAGGGGGAGCAGCUGGGUUCAUUCGAAAGGAAAUGGGAGGGAGAGGAGCAGGAGAGGAUCAGAAGAAUAAAUAGGUCUAUCAGAAAGCCCUUGUGUUUGAUUGCUAUUAAAAGAGGUGAUAAAUCAGUAACGACUUCUAAUCAGAACUGUUGCUAGUUCUUCUUGGGUCAUGCUUGCACUCCACCUCGCUGUUUCACUAACUGAAUCAUUUUUGCAAUAAGAAAAUAGAAAUUGCCUAAUAUUGUCUUCAUGUAUCUGCGUUCAACAGACAAGUUGUUAAAUUGUUUUAUCAUGUGUUGAAAGUAUGUUUUGAUUCAUGUGAGGAAUACAUUAUAAAUUGUCUUUUUUAAAAUGUCAAAAUGCAGUGAAACAUAAUCUGUUUUUUUUAUAUAUUCUGUAAUAAAAAAUUUUGCAACAGUU
Messenger RNA from Acipenser ruthenus (sterlet), 2202 nucleotides. RefSeq lists its product as uncharacterized. The transcript is spliced from 2 exons. The record is from RefSeq and is a predicted model, not a curated record. Bases 102 to 1856 code for a protein of 584 amino acids. Lineage: Eukaryota; Metazoa; Chordata; Actinopteri; Acipenseriformes; Acipenseridae. Gene Ontology annotation, molecular function: GTP binding.